GCGACCAUGUUGGGUCAGAGUGUACGUCUCCAGCCCGUGGCCAUCCAGAAUUUGUCGGAAGUGGAGCGAGCCAGGCUCCAGCAAGUGGCCUUGUUCCACCUGGACCAAAGAGACCUGGACUUUAAGAUCAGCAUUCCCAGAGAAAUUCGCAAACGUCGAAAAUCCCUGCGCAGGAAGUUCGACUCGUUUUCCAAGGAAAAAAAAGAACGCGAAUCUGCCCCCAAGGCGUUCGGCAUCCCGCUCUCGCAGGUCAUCGCUAACGACCGGGCCUUCAAGCGACGUCAGGAUGCCGUGAAGGAGAGUCGGCGGGACUGCUUAGAGCUUGAGUCCAGCAUCCUGCGCUUCAGGGCGGAAAAGCGUCAGGUGCUUUCAGCGGGAGGGCAAAACUCCGUGGCCUUGGCCUCACCGCGCUCUGUUUUGGACACCGGCGGGCGAGGACAGAGAAGGGGUGGCCUUUCAGUGGACUCCAUCUCCGACCUGGUGGACAGUCAAUCCCGCUUGUUGGAGGCUCUGCAACUCUCCCAUCCAGCUGAGUUAGAGUUGAAGAAAGGCUCUUCAGAAGGCAGGAGCCAAAGCAAGCUUAGCCUCAACCCAGUCUACCGCCAGGUGCCUCGGGUUCUGGAGCGCUGCUGCGACCACAUCGAGGCCCACGGUCUUCAGACUGUGGGCAUCUUCAGAGUCGGGAGCUCCAAGAAGAGAGUGCGGCAGUUGAGGGACGACUUUGACGCAGGGGUUGAUGUUCAUUUGGACGAAGAGCAGAGUGUCCACGACGUGGCCGCCUUGCUCAAAGAGUUUUUGAGGGACAUGCCGGACCCUUUGCUCACCAGAGAGCUCUACCCCGCCUUCCUGCACGCCAACUUUCUCCGAGGAGCUGAGCAGAUCCAUUACCUGCAGCACCUUCUGUACCUGCUGCCUCCCUGCAACUGCGACACGCUGCUGCGACUCCUCACCUUCCUGCACACGGUCCAUAGCUUCGCCCAGGACAGCAUCGGGACCAAUGACGAGGAGAUCCCUGGAAACAAGAUGACGGCGGCCAAUCUGGCCGUCAUUUUCGGACCCAAUCUGCUCCAAAGGGAACGGGGAGGAGACGCCGGUCCGCAGGCCAUGGGGAUUGAAGACAGCACGGCUAUCAUUAGUGUCACUCUGGUGCUCAUGCAGAACUACAAGACACUGUUCACGGUGUCAGCGGAGCUGCAACAGGAAGUCCUUGUGAGUCUGAUCCAGAGCGACCCCGACAUCAUCGACUACCUGCUCCGCCGCAAAUUCAGCAGCAGUUCCGCUACGGCGGAGAGCGCCGGUGGAUCCGGGGGCCGUCGCGAUACGGGGGCUUCGCUGGACUCUGUCGGGGCCUCCACCGGGAGUCUGUCUCCCAUGGAGUCCCGCUCGUCUCUGGAAGGUGGCCUGAGCAGCGAGGUCUUCCUUAGCGUGCUCAAGAUGAACCAGAGCAGGAAGCGCCACAACCACAGAUACGAAGUCCGGCUCGGCAAAUCGAUCGGCCACGUGCGACAGUUCCACUCCCACCAUAACUUGCUCAGUCUGACCCAGCCCACCUUGUGCUCCCUGUUCUCCACCUCCGGUCUGCACCCACCAUCGGAUGACUGCGAUGUUUGGGUAAGGCAGGCGGCACCCGAGGAAAGCAAGAGCAGCUUUUGGGACUUUUUCACGGGGAAAGGCUCAGGUUCUGAGACUUUGGUAUAA
Nerophis lumbriciformis (worm pipefish) is the source of this 1698-nucleotide messenger RNA. The record is from RefSeq and is a predicted model, not a curated record. Lineage: Eukaryota; Metazoa; Chordata; Actinopteri; Syngnathiformes; Syngnathidae.